GAAAUAUGUGAAGAGAAAUACCAUCCACUCACAGUAUUCCAAACCAGCCACCACCAACACAUCUUUAUAAGCUUCAUUACAGCUUGUAUAUUCCGGCGACAAACACACAUAUAUAUAUAUAAAGCUAAAACAAAGCUUACCGCCGUUAUAUCCAACGUCUCGUUCGCAUUGAUCGCCAUCUUCAACAUCACCGUCACCGUCAUCUCAUUAUCAUUCAAUUCUGGAAACAUCGUCUACCAUCCACUGGCACAUUGGUUCUAAAUUAAAUUUGUAUUAUUACAAUUUUCUUCAUCUUUGCUCAGCAAAAAAAACCCUAUCAGCUUAAAUAUUCUUUCAUGCCGUUCAAGAUUACGCAGAGCACUCGGAGAUGUUACAAGAAAAUUGGGCUGGCGCAAGUGUCACAUUAUUCGGGACAGUGGCGAUGCAGUGUAUGCGACGUGCAAUUCGGCAGUGAGGGCGAUGUGAGGGCGCAUUUUGCUUCUGAACACCUGUUUGCGCCACUCGACGACUUUAAUUGAAUUGUCGCGGAUCAAGCAAAACACACACGCACACAAAAUUCUGCAUCCACUGCAUCGACUCAUCAUUGGCAUCUAUUGCAUUUUCAUUUUCAUUUAUCUUUAGCAUUUAUUUUAUAUUUAUUCAAAUAUGAACAAUUAUCUCUU
Kickxella alabastrina is the source of this 662-nucleotide messenger RNA. RefSeq lists its product as uncharacterized. The record is from RefSeq and is a predicted model, not a curated record. The transcript has a single exon. NCBI's taxonomy places the organism in Eukaryota, Fungi, Kickxellomycota, Kickxellomycetes, Kickxellales, Kickxellaceae. The coding region runs from base 336 to 518 and encodes 60 amino acids.